Molecule: messenger RNA, 1780 nt
Organism: Ruditapes philippinarum (Manila clam)
Lineage: Eukaryota; Metazoa; Mollusca; Bivalvia; Venerida; Veneridae
Product: KICSTOR subunit 2-like
Exons: 11
Coding region: 101-1504 (467 amino acids)
Biological process (GO): cellular response to amino acid starvation; cellular response to glucose starvation; protein localization to lysosome
Cellular component (GO): KICSTOR complex
Source: RefSeq, a predicted model, not a curated record
UGACGCGUAAAGGUAGAUAGACAGACGAUCGAUUGGAGAAAUGGAAAACAUUUAGUGGUAUACAGCCAAACAACAACAACAACAACAACAACAACUAAGCAUGUCACAGCCAUCCACUCCAAAGAGUCCAUCUACCCCAAAGCCUUUAUCUACCCCAAAGACUCCACCAAUGUCACCAAUCGGAGCUAAAGAGGAGAGUCAACUGCAGACGUACUUUGAACUACUUAGUCAAUUUGCCUUUGAUAAAGCGAAGGAUAUGAUGGAUAAAGAGAAGGAGAUACAUAAAGCAUCAUUUGGUUCAUCUUGGGCACUUAUGGUUCACUCCCUAAUACAGUUUUCUGUGGCAGAGAAAAUAUACAUGUCACUGGGUUUCCUGGAGCAGAAGUGGUUCGGAAGGAAAGAUACAUUAAGAAACUCUUACUUUUUACUACUCGGAGAACUGCGCCGCAUAGAGGACUCUGUGAGACAGCAGGAGCAUAUCGUGCUUGGGCUACCAGGACCAAUGGUUGAGUUUGAGCUCCUCCUGUCACACCUUUGUGGCCAGCUGUGUGAAUAUAUCCGAGCCCGACAGAAAACAAUGGACUUCUAUGAGCAGAUAAGCACGAUGGGAACCAAUAAGAAUAUGAAUUACCAAGAUCUUGUUGACGUCAUAGCAGAAAUCAUUCAUGUACACAGUAAAAAUUUUCACCAUCCAAUACUAGCCGGCCUAAAGUCCAGUUUCACGUACGAAUGUGAUGUAAUAAAUCAUCUUUUACAAAGUCAGAUACUCAUGUCACAGGCUGAGUUUCUCCAGACAUUGUUACAGUUACACCAGUCACACAGUAAACUAACAAGUUGGGGGUCGGCAUCCCAGGCAAAAGAGACAACUAAGAAAGGUAUGUUUGGCCAUUCAUCAAAAACUGUAUCAACAUGGCCGGCAUUGUACCAGUGGUUACUACGAUACAAGAGUUUACUGGUUGCCAAGUUUAGCUUGUAUUUCUAUGAUGUAUUGAGUAAACAAACCACACCUGUUGAAAUGAAAGCAUUGUCAGCCAAAAAUCUAGAGGAUUACUUUACCAAGGUUGUAGCAUUCCAGAAGAAGACUGAUGCUCUGAAUGUGUCACUGGUGCUGGAUGCUCAGGACAUCGAGCAAGUGUACAAGGGUCCGGGCUACCACCAUCCGGAUAAACAGUUUGACCGGCCAACCGGGCUUGAUAGUUAUCCUGCUAUAUUCUCAUAUCCUGGGGAUCACCCUGGUAACCAUUGGCCAAACGUUGUGAUGAUGAUCAGUGACAGAGUGAUAGAAACAGAUAAAGUCACAUGUAUAUAUGAUAAGGGUGUUCAAAGUACGUACUUUAUUAUCAAUGCAGAUCCAAAGAUUUACAUAGUUGUGAUAUAUGACAGUAAGAAAUCGGAAAAAGACUCGUAUGUCAACAAUUUCUUGAUAGACCUAAGCUCCAUGCUGAGAUGUGCGAAACAUUUUGCAACCUUAAAACCAGGUUCAAGAGUGGGUUCAAGAAAAUGAUGAUGCCACAAACAUAGAUUUUAACUACCAGCUACAAAUGUCAAACAUUACAAAUUAAAACCGGGUUCAAGAGUCGGUUCAAGAAAAUGAUGAUGCCACAAACAUAGAUUUUAACUACCAGCUACAAAUGUCAAAUAUUACAAAUUAAAACCGGGUUCAAGAGUGGGUUCAAGAAAAUGAUGAUGCCACAUAGAUUUUAACUACCAGCUACAAAUGUCAAAUAUUACAAAUUAAAACCGGGUUCAAGAGUGGGUUCAAGAAAAUGAUGAUGCCACA